Molecule: messenger RNA, 1430 nt
Organism: Owenia fusiformis
Lineage: Eukaryota; Metazoa; Annelida; Polychaeta; Sabellida; Oweniidae
Source: the annotation of a GenBank genome assembly
CUAACACGAAUAGACACCUGGACACGUUAAAGGCAUGGAUUUUAAAGAAGCUAAAUAAUUGUUCCAAUAGAGUAUAAGAUAUGUACAUCAUAAACCGGUUUCGAGGAGCCAGAGGACUUAAAUUUGGAGCAUUCGUGUUAGGACUGAUUGGCGCAUUUUGGUGGACGACAACAGCGAAUAAAAACCUGAUGACAAUACACGUUGAUAAUUACAAUACAGAAACCAAUAAACAUAUUAGAGAUGACUGUGCAUGUAGUAAUAUAACAAGGAAAAUAGCAGCUAACACUUCUGGUUCCCAUCCAACUACCUCUCUCACGAAGUCAACUAAACAAAAUACUGAAAAAACAAUAUCAACUCAUAUAACGGGAUAUGCAAAAUUAAAAAAACUUGUUGAAACUAAUAAAAAUAUAUACAAGCACGACUUACAACGGAAACAGUUUAAUGAGCCAUACGAGCUGAAAUUAAAAAGUGUAUUUUCCAAGACUGAAUACGAUAAGUGUAGUCAAGUAAUAUCCGAGAGUGGAUUACGUCACGAUGUCCAGUAUUUUGUGUUCCAAUACAAUUAUAACCCGUCACCUAUAGAUGUCACCCUAUUGUCGCAUCUUACUCUUGAAAGGGGUAUACAUAGAAUCGAGAAGAUUCUUGCACAGUGGCCUGGACCUGCAAGUCUGUCUGUUUUUGGAACUGAUGACGAGAUUCAAAAUUUCCUAAAUACGACGCACUCUUGGAAAAGAAACAAUAUUGGAAUCCACGUAGUUUAUCAACGAAAUGCAACAUAUUAUCCAGUUAACUUCAUGAGAAAUGUUGCCAUCUAUGGUGCGAAUACUUCCCAUAUUUGGAUGAUUGAUGCCGAUUUCACUCCAAAUAAAGACGCAUACCAACUGAUCAAGAAAUAUAUUUUUCGGUUUGAUUGGACUGGUACAAAAAGGCCGGCAUUGAUAACGCCAGCCUUUGAGACGGCCCUGAAUGAAGGUGGGGUGCCUGACAACAGAACACAACUACUGAAAAAGCUGGAAGAUAAUUCGACAUUGGUGACUUUUAGCUUCACCAGAUGCCCUAAUUGCCACAUAAACACCAAUUGGGAGCAGUUUAUGAUAGCCACUGAGGAGUACAAGGUAAAAGGAGGAGGAAAUUUUGAACCUUAUCUUGUGCUACAAAGAAAUAAUAGUCCAAUUUAUGACGAACGCUUGAUUGCUAGGCAUUGGAAUAAAAUACUAUACGAUUAUGAAUUAUUUGUUUUACACUAUGAGUUCAAUGUGUUACCAGAUGUUUUCAUCGUUCAUGAGCCACACGAACGAAUAAAGCAGCCAAAAGUGGAAUUCAUGUGUUUGGAAAAAAUUGGACGGCUAAUCAAGGACGAACUAAACAAGAAAAGGAUAUUUCUCCAACAAUCUAUAGCAACACAUAGACAGGUUCACAAAGCUCACUAA